AUGUCAGCUUUCAGGAAUACCACAUCCCCUUCCAUCAUUUUCCUGCUAACUGGUGUUCCUGGGCUGGAAGCCUUCCACAUCUGGAUCUCCAUUCCCUUCUGCUUCCUCUAUGUAACUGCUGUCUCGGGAAACAGUCUGAUUCUCUUCGCCGUCACUACCCAGCCCAUCCUCCAUGAACCCAUGUACUAUUUCCUUUCUAUGCUGUCCACCAGUGACCUUGGUCUGUCCAUGUCCACACUCGUCACCAUGCUGGGCAUAUUCUGGUUCAAUGCCAGGGAGAUCAGCUUUAAUGCUUGCUUAUCACAGAUGUUCUUUAUUAAAUUCUUCACUGUCAUGGAAUCUUCAGUGCUGUUGGCCAUGGCUUUUGAUCGUUUUGUGGCCAUUUCUAAUCCCCUUAGGUAUGCCACCAUUUUAACUGACUCCAGAAUAGCUCAAAUUGGAGUGGCAGUUGUCCUCAGGGGGACCGUCAUGCUGACACCAAUGGUAGCACUUCUUAAAAGACUGUCCUACUGCCACAGCCAUGUGCUCCACCACUCCUACUGCUACCACCCUGAUGUGAUGAAGCUCUCAUGCACAGACACCAGAAUCAACAGUGCAGUCGGGCUGACUGCCAUGAUCUCUACUGUUGGCGUCGACUCAGUCCUCAUUCUCUUUUCUUAUGUUUUGAUCAUUAAGACCGUCCUCAGCAUUGCUUCCCCAGAAGAGAGGAAGAAAACCUUCAGCACAUGUAUCUCCCACAUUGUGGCUGUUGCUGUAUUCUACAUCCCAUUGAUCAGUCUGUCCUUUGUUCACAGAUUUGGGAAAGGAGCCCCAGCCUAUGCACAUACUAUGAUUGCUAACACCUACCUUCUGAUCCCUCCUGUAAUGAACCCCAUCAUCUACAGUGUGAAGACCAAACAGAUACGUAAAGCUGUGAUCAAAAUUCUCCAUUCCAAAGAAAUAUAA
Messenger RNA from Carlito syrichta (Philippine tarsier), 945 nucleotides. RefSeq names its product olfactory receptor 51F2-like. The transcript has a single exon. Lineage: Eukaryota; Metazoa; Chordata; Mammalia; Primates; Tarsiidae. Gene Ontology annotation, cellular component: membrane. Gene Ontology annotation, molecular function: olfactory receptor activity; G protein-coupled receptor activity. The record is from RefSeq and is a predicted model, not a curated record. Gene Ontology annotation, biological process: G protein-coupled receptor signaling pathway. The coding region runs from base 1 to 945 and encodes 314 amino acids.